GUUAGCUCCAUCUCUCACUGGUGUGAUACUCGAGGUCUACCUGGUGGCUUACUUUCUGCUUUACUCCCCGGACCGGUCACAGUUGUUUUACCACGUCUCUCAAAUGAUCCGCUCAAUCGGGAGCUAAACCCGGGUGUGAGUUCGGUCGGCGUCCGAGUACCGGACUGUGGAUUCGUUCAGCAGUUGGUCUACGCUCUUCGGUCACACGAAGGCGCUUUCUGCAAUACGAGCGAUCCGGAUAAAGAUCAUCCACUGGUUCUGACCUCGGCCAAUCUGAGCGGGGACACAUCUACUCUGAAUGUGGAGGAGUUUCGGGUUAUUUGGCCCUUGUUGGAUGUGGUUAUUGAUGGUGGCUCGAUCGCCCCGCCACCUGGUUCCAAUCCCGAUGCUGCACGGGCCGGUUCGACGAUUGUGGAUUUGUGUUCAGUCGGUACCGGACAGGAGUACCGAGUGGUUCGAACCGGAAGAUAUCGAUUGGGUGCGGAUAGCACCCACACUGACUCACAUUAUAGUGCACGAAGAGGCAUUUGGGCCUUUGGUUUAGCCAACUCAUCGGAGUCCGGUUUGUUUUUGAGCGCAGCAUCGUCCGAUCGACCUGGGGUUAUUUUCAUAUUGUCUUCUCCAUUCACUAAAUCGAAUUCAGUACGUAGUUAA
Molecule: messenger RNA, 654 nt
Organism: Echinostoma caproni
Lineage: Eukaryota; Metazoa; Platyhelminthes; Trematoda; Plagiorchiida; Echinostomatidae
Source: the annotation of a GenBank genome assembly